Suhomyces tanzawaensis NRRL Y-17324 is the source of this 891-nucleotide messenger RNA. RefSeq lists its product as uncharacterized. Gene Ontology annotation, cellular component: TRC complex; cytosol. The transcript has a single exon. The coding region runs from base 1 to 891 and encodes 296 amino acids. The record is from RefSeq and is a predicted model, not a curated record. Gene Ontology annotation, molecular function: protein binding. Gene Ontology annotation, biological process: protein insertion into ER membrane. Lineage: Eukaryota; Fungi; Ascomycota; Pichiomycetes; Serinales; Debaryomycetaceae.
AUGUCAGACAAGUUACAGAGAACCAUCCAGCGCUUCCAGGCCAAGAUUGACAGCGGUUCAUUCUACGAGGCCCACCAAACGUUGAGAACCAUCACCAACCGUUAUGUCAAGAGCAAGCAGUACUCGGAGGCAGUGGAAAUCUUGUACCAGGGAUCGGUGAUCUUGGGCAAGAACAAGGAGUCAAGCUCAGCCAGCGACUUGAUUCAGUACAUGAUCGAGGUGACGAAGGAAGGCGAUCUUUUUGACAAGGUCAAAUUGAUCGACUCCAUGAGCUAUUUACCUGAUAAUGAGCCUGCCUUGGUCGACUUGGCCAAGCAGAUCAGCCAGGCGUCAUCCAGCAAGUACGGCGACGCCGACAUGCACCACUUCUUCGGCAACAAGUUGUUGAACGCCGUGAAGCAAGGUGAAACCAAGGUGUUCCCAUUGGCCGAGGUGCACCUUGUUUUGGGAACCUACGAAUCGGUGCCAUUGUACACCGACUUUUUGUACGAAUGGUGGGCUGCCAACGGAGGUGAUCCAGGUGUGUUCUUGGCCAGAGGAGUCAUCAAUUAUGCAUACUUAAAGAACGUGAAAUUUGCUAGAGAGGUGGGGGACAGAUUCAUAAAUAGAUUGAUCAAGGAUGGCAAAAUAAAUCAGGACCAAAAGGUGACGGAAGGUGACGUCUCGGUGUACGUUGGAGACUACCCCCUCUUCACCUUCUUACAGCUACUUUUGUUAACCCUUACGAAAGACGCCUCCAAAUUCACAAAACUAUUCGACCAGUACAAACAAGCAUUGCAGCGCAACAACCUCGUGGGGCCCAUCGAACAUCUUGGAAAACUUUACUUCAACCUUAAGGGCCCUGCCCAGGCUCCAAACAUGUUGUCAUUUAUGGGAGAUCUUUUUAAGUAG